This is a messenger RNA of Mesocricetus auratus (golden hamster), 792 nucleotides long. It is a transcript of the gene Ccdc12, whose product is annotated as coiled-coil domain containing 12. The record is from RefSeq and is a predicted model, not a curated record. Gene Ontology annotation, cellular component: post-mRNA release spliceosomal complex; U2-type spliceosomal complex. The coding region runs from base 31 to 531 and encodes 166 amino acids. The transcript has 7 exons. Lineage: Eukaryota; Metazoa; Chordata; Mammalia; Rodentia; Cricetidae.
GCGGGGAGAAAAGGCGGGGCCUCGGGUAAGAUGGCGGCGGCUGCUGCCGGUGUGGGCCGCCUUGAGGAAGAGGCGCUGCGGCGGAAAGAACGGCUGAAGGCCCUCCGGGAGAAAACCGGGCGCAAGGACAGGGAAGAGGGGGAGCCACAGACCAAGCAGCUCAGAGAAGAGGAAGAGGAAGAUGGGAAGCACAGGGGACUCAGGCUCCGGAACUAUGUCCCAGAGGAUGAGGACCUGAAGAGGAGGAGAGUCCCCCAGGCCAAACCAGUUGCAGUGGAAGAGAAGGUGAAGGAGCAGCUAGAGGCCGCCAAGCCAGAGCCUGUCAUUGAGGAAGUGGACCUGGCCAACCUGGCACCCCGGAAACCUGAUUGGGAUCUCAAGAGAGAUGUGGCCAAGAAGCUGGAGAAGCUAGAAAAGCGGACCCAGAGAGCCAUCGCAGAGCUGAUCCGUGAACGGCUAAAAGGCCAGGAAGACAGCCUGGCCUCUGCAGUGGACGCCACCACCGCACAAGAGGCCUGUGAUUCUGACUGAGCUGUUCUCCACGUCCAUCUGCCCAGCACGCUUGUCCUGCGGGAAGGUGGUCUUAGGCAAGGGUGGGUUUAGGCUAGCCAGCACUUCCGGACCUCAGGACCGAAGCCAGCCCAGUCAGUCUCAGCCUAUGGGGGAGGCCAGCUCAUCUCCAUGGCGCCCACCACCCUGCGUGGGUCAGCGGAGGUUUGUACAUAUGUGUGUAUAUUGAGCUAUUUUUUUAAGGUUCUGGAAUUAGAGACAAAUAAACUCCCAUGUAGUAGA